AUGUCUACUUCAGCCGCUGUCGAUGCGCUCCUCGAGGAGACGGCGCGCGAGGUCGAGAUGAAGGACCGCGAGCGCCACGCUAGCAGCGAGGCCCGCGACAUGGACAGCCGCCGUGACGACCGCGACCGCCACUCAGACCGACGCGACCGCCGUGAUAGGAGCAGAGACCGGGGUGACCGCUAUCGUGAGUCCAAUGGAGACCGGCGCCGGAGCCGAGACAGAGACCAUCGACGGAGAGAUGGAAGCCGCCCUCGAUCGAGCAAAGGUGCUGACACAGAUGAAGACCGAGAUAGGCAUCGUCGUAGCAGCUCACGCGACCGACGUGGAGGCCGCGGCCGUGACCGUGGAGGCGACUUUUACAGCGGAGGUGGACGACCUCGCACCCGUUCCCCUCGUCGUGAACGUGCCGAUGACAGGUACCGUGAUAGGUCCCGCGACCGCCGCCGCAACGGUGGCGACGAGCGCCGCAAUAGCCGCCGUAACAAUACGCCGCCCGAGCCUGAGAUUACUGAAGACGACCGCGACAAGCGCACCAUCUUUGUCCAGCAGAUUUCCCAGCGCGCCGAGACACGCCACCUGCGUACGUUUUUCGAGCGAGUCGGCCCUGUUGUCGAGGCACAGAUUGUCAAGGAUCGAGUCACUGGCCGUUCCAAAGGUGUCGGCUAUGUUGAGUUCAAGGAUGAAGAGUCUGUACCCCAAGCACUGGAGCUGACUGGUCAGAAACUAAAGGGUGUUCCCAUCAUCGCCCAGCUUACUGAAGCCGAGAAAAACCGUGCCGCCCGUCCGUCGGAGGGCGGUGCUGCGCCUGGUGCUAACGGUGCCCCGUUCCAUCGUCUUUACGUUGGCAACAUUCAUUUUAGUGUCACUGAGAAGGAUCUCCAGGAGAUCUUUGAGCCCUUCGGUGAGCUUGAGCAGGUCAUCCUCCAGCGCGACGAGAUGAACCCUGGCCGAUCCAAGGGAUAUGGUUUCGUUCAGUUUGUUGAUCCUUCGCACGCUAAGAAUGCUCUCGCAGAGAUGAACGGUUUCGAGCUUGCCGGCCGCCAGAUCCGCGUUGGCCUUGGCAACGACAAGUUCACCCCCGAAUCGACCGCCAACCUUCUCCGUACCUUUUCUCAGCAGGCACAGACCUACCAAGGCUCUGCUUUCAGUGGAGCCGGUGGUCGUGGCGCUUAUGCAGGUGGCAGUGGUGGCGUUUUUGACCGUACGCACAGCAAGGAUGACCGCGGUGUCAGCGGCGCUUCUGCCCUGGAUGACACCGAUGUGGCGGGCGUCAACUUCAAGACUUACGAUCGUAGCAAACUCAUGGACGCUCUCGCCCGCCGCGACAACCCAGAGCCCGCCAAGCAGGGUGCCCAACCCGUCAUUAGCAAGCCGCGCGCUCCGGUCGUUGACAAGCCUAUGGCAUCGAAGUGCAUCAAGAUCGAGAAUGCUUUUGACGCUGACGAGGAGCAGCGUAACUACGGCAACAACUGGGUCAAAGAUCUUGAGGUCGAAGUCAAGGCUGAGUGCGACAAAAAGUAUGGCAAGGUCGUCCAUAUUGCUGUCGACACCAACAGUGACGGCGACAUCUUUGUCAAGUUUGACUCUGUCUCUGGUGGCGAAAAGGCUCUCCAGGGACUGAACGGUCGCAACUUCAACCACCGCACCAUUCGCGCUUCGUACGUUGUCGACAAGAUCUACAACUCCCUUUGGGGCGCUGCUGCCAGCAGGUUCUAA
Molecule: messenger RNA, 1716 nt
Organism: Exserohilum turcica Et28A
Lineage: Eukaryota; Fungi; Ascomycota; Dothideomycetes; Pleosporales; Pleosporaceae
Exons: 4
Coding region: 1-1716 (571 amino acids)
Biological process (GO): mRNA processing
Cellular component (GO): nucleus
Molecular function (GO): RNA binding
Source: RefSeq, a predicted model, not a curated record